AUGUCGACCAUCGGCGGCUUCAAGCGCCGCGCCCCCAAGUCGCUCAAGACGCGCCACGCCCUGAAGAAAUACGAGCCGAAGGUGGUGGAGAACCCGAAGCGCGUUCUCUUCCUCCGGGGGGCGCGGACGAGUAGUGUCGUGAACGACGCGCUGAUUGACCUCGCCGCCAUCACGAAGCCGCACUGCAAGAAGCUGCGAAAGCGCAACGCCUUCCACCCAUUCGAGGGCCGCGAGCACCUUGAGUUCCUCGGCUUCAAGAACGACUGCUCGCUCUUCUGCUUCAGCAGCGACAGCAAGAAGCGGCCGCACAACCUCGUGCUCGGGCGGCACUUCGACUUUCACGUCCUCGACAUGGUGGAGCUCGGCAUCAUCGCGGCGGACCGUCUCGACGUGCGGGACGCGGCGGGCCUCGACGUCGCGUCGCUCGGCGGCCGCCCGUUCUUCGUCUUCGACGGCGGCGAGUUCGCCAACGACACGACGUUCGUGCGGCUGAAGAGCCUGCUGCUCGAC
Messenger RNA from Trypanosoma grayi, 510 nucleotides. Its product is annotated as putative ribosome biogenesis protein. Gene Ontology annotation, biological process: ribosomal large subunit assembly; maturation of LSU-rRNA from tricistronic rRNA transcript (SSU-rRNA, 5.8S rRNA, LSU-rRNA). Gene Ontology annotation, cellular component: nucleolus. The record is from RefSeq and is a predicted model, not a curated record. NCBI's taxonomy places the organism in Eukaryota, Euglenozoa, Kinetoplastea, Trypanosomatida, Trypanosomatidae. The transcript has a single exon. The annotation marks the transcript as partial. Gene Ontology annotation, molecular function: rRNA binding.